Messenger RNA from Gavialis gangeticus (Gharial), 2795 nucleotides. RefSeq names its product lanosterol 14-alpha demethylase. Lineage: Eukaryota; Metazoa; Chordata; Crocodylia; Gavialidae. Gene Ontology annotation, molecular function: iron ion binding; monooxygenase activity; oxidoreductase activity, acting on paired donors, with incorporation or reduction of molecular oxygen. Bases 274 to 1488 code for a protein of 404 amino acids. The record is from RefSeq and is a predicted model, not a curated record. The transcript has 8 exons.
CAGGAUACUUGUCAGUUGUCUAAUUGUGAUGUCUUCAUCACAGAAAUUGCUGUAGUUAAAUAGAGCUGUGUGUGUGUAUAAUAUAUCAUUAGAAACCAGGGUAUAAACCAUUAUGUAGAGCCUUAUAAAGGGUUAUAAUUCAUAUUCAGAUAUAUGAACGAAUUAUAGCCCUUUAUAAAGCCUCUACCUAGUGGUUUAUACCUUGAGUUCUCAUUAUUUAAAAGUAACAUUUUUUUUUUCUCUCCUCAGUAUGGGCCUGUGUUUAGUUUCACUAUGGUGGGCAAGACAUUUACAUAUCUCUUAGGUAGCGAUGCUGCUUCUCUGCUGUUCAACAGUAAAAAUGAAGACCUGAAUGCAGAGGAUGUAUACUCUCGUCUAACCACACCUGUCUUUGGCAAGGGAGUUGCUUAUGAUGUGCCUAAUUCGGUGUUUUUGGAGCAGAAGAAAAUGCUAAAAACAGGGCUGAAUAUAGCACAGUUUAAACAACAUGUACCUGUAAUAGAAAAAGAAACAAAGGAUUACUUUAAAUCCUGGGGACAGAGUGGCAAAAGAAACUUAUUUGAAGCAUUUUCAGAGCUCAUUAUUUUGACAGCAAGUCAUUGCUUACAUGGGAAAGAAAUCAGAAGCCUACUCAGUGAGAAGGUGGCACAACUGUAUGCUGAUUUGGACGGGGGAUUUACUCAUGCUGCUUGGCUCCUGCCAGGGUGGCUACCACUGCCAAGUUUCAGGCGUAGAGACCGAGCACACAGAGAGAUAAAGAACAUUUUCUAUAAGGUUAUCCAGAAACGGCGCCAGUCAGGAGAAAGGGAGGACGAUAUGCUUCAAACGCUGCUGGAUGUUCGAUAUAAGGAUGACCGUCUUCUGACAGAUGAUGAAAUUGCUGGAAUGCUUAUUGGGUUACUGUUAGCUGGUCAGCAUACGUCCUCAACCACCAGUGCUUGGCUUGGCUUCUUCUUAGCUAGAGACAAAUCAAUACAGGAGCAGUGUUAUGCGGAACAGAAAGCAGUUUGUGGAGAUGACUUGCCACCAUUAAGUUAUGACCAGCUGAAGGAUCUGAACUUGCUGGACCGUUGUCUAAAAGAAACUUUAAGGCUUAGACCUCCUAUAAUGACUAUGAUGAGAAUGGCAAGGACUCCUCAGACUGUUGCUGGCUAUACUAUUCCUCCUGGUCACCAGGUCUGUGUAUCUCCUACUGUUAAUCAUAGACUUAAGGAUUCUUGGGUAGAAGCCUUAGAGUUCAAACCUGAUCGUUAUCUCCAGGAUAAUCCAGCAGCUGGAGAGAAGUUUUCAUAUGUGCCAUUUGGUGCAGGUCGUCAUCGUUGUAUCGGAGAAAAUUUUGCGUAUGUUCAGAUUAAGACAAUUUGGUCUACUUUGCUCCGUUUAUAUGAAUUUGAUCUCAUUGAUGGAUAUUUUCCUACUAUAAAUUAUACAACCAUGAUUCACACACCUAAUCAUCCAGUUAUCCAAUAUAAGAGACGGUUGUGCUGAGUUUGUGAUAUAAAUAUUUCUGUAUCUAAAUGGCAAAAAUUAUUGUUUUGAGUUAAGUGGUUCAGAGAAAAUGUACUAUCCCAUUGGACAUGUAGUAUAAUGGAAACAAGAUAAACCUAACUACAAAAUAUGGAACCAUUUAGUACUUUGUACAUUCUACAAUAACAAGAUUUUUAUUAGAAAAGGCAGCAUUUUAUACUUGUGUAAUAAUUUUUAGGCAGAUACCAAAUAAUUAUUAGAAUUGAAUUAGUUUCAAGUAAUCACAGGUGAGGAAAUAAAAGGUUUAAAUCUCAAUUUCUAAUGACUCUUUAAAAACCUACCAUGUUUGAGCUAAGGGAGCAAGUUUGUGCACUUAUGGACACUUGGUGCUGCUGUGCAGUUUGAGCUUGUUACCUCCGUAGUGUGGCUGUGUAAGCAUACAUGUGUAUCCUGAGCAUGCGUAGUAAACUAUACAUGGCUGUGCAGGUAUGUGGCUUAUGUAAACAUGCCUGUUGUGGACCCCAAAGUCACAAAAUUAUAGCCAGACCAAAAAACACUGACUGGGAGCAAGGGAGAGGAGGAAAGACAAUGACCCUUCCAUGUUUUAGUGCUAAUAGCUAACUGGUGAGAGCAGAAAGGAAGGAGGAAACCUGAGCUGUAAGUCCCCCUUCACCCAGAGAAUUUUGAGGCUGCAUAUUUCUGAUUGCUACAUGACAGGUUAAGCAUUGUCCAGUUUGCUCUUCAGCACUCCUUUUGAAGCAGAGCCACACUACACCUUGCAUUUGAUACUCACUGGAUUAAAUGGAUGGAGUGAAAAAGAUAAAGCUUUCUGUUUCCUGGAAGUAAGGGUCUAGGCUACUUUUUUAUGUGGCUGGAAAAAUGCCAUUUAGGUACACGAAUGAAACAAUUCCUCUCAAGUGAUUUAACUGCCUCAAAAUAGGCAUCAAAGAGACAUUUUCAAAAAACAGUAGGCAAACAUUUAAAUAUAGAUUCAUUUAAGUUGUCAGGUUGGGCACCCAAAAUAGGUUAGUCACUCUUUGAAGUAUUGGUGUAGGUAUAAUAAUUAGCAGAACUUCACAAUUUUGUGAAUGAAUAAAUAGUAAGCAGAGUAAGGCAGUUGUCAGAAAAAUAUGCUUAUGUCCAUGUAACUUUAAAUGUGUUCUUUGUCUACAAGAAGCUGAAUGAAAUAGCUAAAUAUUGUGCUACUGCUGACUUUUUCCCCCAGUAUUGUUAAUUGUACAUUUUUGAAGUGGAGUUGUGAUAAUGGAUGGAAAUAGCUGUGACGUGUAAAAAAAUUUAAUUAAAAUUUAUAAUUUUUUUUGGUGAAA